Molecule: messenger RNA, 3505 nt
Organism: Anguilla rostrata (American eel)
Lineage: Eukaryota; Metazoa; Chordata; Actinopteri; Anguilliformes; Anguillidae
Product: mucin-2-like
Exons: 1
Coding region: 37-3504 (1155 amino acids)
Source: RefSeq, a predicted model, not a curated record
ACAGAAAAAAAUGACUUUGUGUGGGAAUUUUCUGAAAUGCCAACUGUUCCCUACAGUCCAACUACAUCACCUAGGAUUGUGAAGAGUACAAGAGCCGCAACGACCACAUGGAUAUCCGGUAAAACAACAGGCCCCACCAAAAGAAAUGAUCAAACAACUACCGCAAUAAUCAGUACAGCAACAGAAACAAAAAGCACAACAAUAGCUGGGACAACAAAUCUUGUUUCCACUACAACAGCUGCAACAACUAUGACAACUCCCUCAACUACAACAAAUUCUAUAACUACCAUAAAAACCGUAUCACCCACAUCUGUACCCACAUCCACAGCCAUUGACACAACCACUGCUAAAACCACAACAACUACUGGCCUAUCUACAACACUGGAAAAAACAACUACUGCAAUAAGCAGUACAGCAACAGAAACAAAAAGCACAACAUCAGCUGGGACAACAAAUCUUGUUUCCACUAUAACAGCUGCAAGAACUAUGACAACUCCCUCAACUACAACAAAUUCUAUAACUACCAUAAAAACCGUAUCACCCACAUCUGUACCCACAUCCACAGCCAUUGACACAACUACUGCUGAAACCACUACAACUACUGGGCUAUCUACAACACCGGAGGGAACAACAACUGCUGUAAGUACCAAAGGAGCACAAUCAACAAGCAGAACUUUACCAGGGACAACAUAUCCUGCAACUAGUACAACAGUUGCAAGAACAAUGACAUAUCCACAUCCUACAACUGAUUCUGGAACCACAACAAGAACAGCAUCAACCACAUCAGUGCCCACCACUAGAGUAUCAUCGACAACAACUGCUUUUAGCACAACUACAACUGAACCGACUACAAGUCCUACCCAAACAAAAACAAGUGAAACAACAGGACCUUCUGUUAGCAGUACAGGAACUGCAAUAACAACAAUGACAUCAUCUGGGACAACAAAUCCUGCAUCCAGUACAACAGAUACAACAAGCACACUUGCCCCACAUACAACAGUAUCUGAAACUACGACAACAAUUGUGCCAUCCACGUCUGUCGCCACUACAAUGACACCUUACAAAAUCACAACCAUUGGGACAAUGACUGCUGAAACAACCACAACUUCUGCGCUUACCGUAACAUCUGAACUACCAACUACUGCUAUAAGCAGUACACUAACAAAAACAAAAAGCAAAACAUUAGCUGGGACAACAAAUCUUGUUUCCACUACAAUAGCAGCAACAACGAUGACAACUGCACCAACUACAACAAAUUCUAUAACUACCACAAAAACCGUAUCAACCACAUCUGUACCUACAUCCAUAGCCAUUGACACAACGACUGCUAAAACCACUACAACUACUGGCCUAUCUACAACACUGGAAAGAACAACUACUGCUAUAAGCAGUACAGCAACAGAAACAAAAAGCAAAACAUUAGCUGGGACAACAAAUCUUGUUUCCACUACAACAGCUUCAACAACUAUGACAACUCCCUCAACUACAACAAAUUCUAUAACUACCAUAAAAACCGUAUCACCCACAUCUGUACCCACAUCCACAGCCAUUGACACAACUACUGCUGAAACCACUACAACUACUGGGCUAUCUACAACACCGGAGGGAACAACAACUGCUGUAAGUACUACAGGAGCACUAUCAACAAGCAGAACUUUACCUGCGACAACAUAUCCUGCCACUACUACAACAGUUGCAAGAACAAUGACAUCUCCACAUCCUACAACUGAUUCUGGAACCACAACAAGAGCAGCAUCAACCACAUUUGUGCCCACCACUAGAGUAUCAUCGACAACAACUGCUUUUAGCACAACUACAACUGAUCCGACUUCAAAUCCUACCCAAACUAAAACACGGGAAACAACAGCAGCUUCUGCUAGUAGUACAGGAACUGCAAUAACAACAAUGACAUCAUAUGGGACAACGAAUCCUGCAUCCAGUACAACAGAUACAACAACAAGAAAACUUGCAUCACACACAACAGUUCCUGAAACUCUGACAACAAUUGCGCCAUCCAGGACUGUCGCCACUACAACGACAUCUUACAGAAGCACAACCAUUGGGACAAUGACUGCUGAAACAACCACAACUCCUGCGCCAACCUCAACAUCUGAACUACCUACUACUGCUAUAAGCAGUACAGCAACAGAAACAAAAAGCACAACAUUACCUGGGACAACAAAUCUAGCUUCCACAGCUUCAACAACUAUGACAACUGCACCAACUACAUCAAAUACUAUAACUAUGACAAGAACCGUAUCAACCACAUCUGUACCCACAUCCACAGCCAUUGACACAACGACUGCUAAAACCACAACAACUACUGGCCUAUCUACAACACUGGAAGGAACAACUACUGCUAUAAGCAGUACAGCAACAGAAACAAAAAGCACAACAUUAGCUGGGACAACAAAUCUUGUUUCCACUACCACAGCUGCAACAACUAUGACAACUCCCUCAACUACAACAAAUUCUAUAACCACCAUAAAAACCGUAUCACCCACAUCUGUACCCACAUCCACAGCCAUUGACACAACUACUGCUGAAACCACUACAACUACUGGGCUAUCUACAACACCGGAGGGAACAACAACUGCUGUAAGUACUACAGGAGCACUAUCAACAAGCAGAACUUUACCUGCGACAACAUAUCGUGCCACUACUACAACAGUUGCAAGAACAAUGACAUCUCCACAUCCUACAACUGAUUCUGGAACCACAACAAGAGCAGCAUCAACCACAUUUGUGCCCACCACUAGAGUAUCAUCGACAACAACUGCUUUUAGCACAACUACAACUGAACCGACUACAAGUCCUACCCAAACUAACACAGGUGAAACAACAGCAGCUUCUGCUAGUAGUACAGGAACUGCAAUAACAACAAUGACAUCAUCUGGGACAACGAAUCCUGCAUCCAGUACAACAGAUACAACAAGCACACUUGCCUCACAUACAACAGUAUCUGAAACUCCGACAACAAUUGUGCCAUCCACGUCUGUCGCUACUACAACGACAUCUUUCAGAAGCACAACCAUUGGGACAAUGACUGCUGAAACAACCACAACUCCUGCGCCAACCUCAACAUCUGAACUACCUACUACUGCUAUAAGCAGUACAGCAACAGAAACAAAAAGCACAACAUUACCUGGGACAACAAAUCUAGCUUCCACAGCUUCAACAACUAUGACAACUGCACCAACUACAUCAAAUACUAUAACUAUGACAAGAACCGUAUCAACCACAUCUGUACCCACAUCCACAGCCAUUGACACAACGACUGCUAAAACCACAACAACUACUGGCCUAUCUACAACACUGGAAGGAACAACUACUGCUAUAAGCAGUACAGCAACAGAAACAAAAAGCACAACAUUAGCUGGGACAACAAAUCUUGUUUCCUACAACAGCUGCAACAACUAUGACAACUCCCUCAACUACAACAAAUUCUAUAACCACCAUAAAAACCGUAUCACCCACAUCUGUACCCACAUCCACAGCCAUUGAC